UAAGGGAAGUUUAUGAAACAGUGUUUGGUUGCGCAGAAGCAGAAGAACAAGAAGUUCAGAAAUUGAGAAAAAACGAAACGAUGAGAAGAAACAAUUCAAAUUCAGGGAAUUAUCGGAAUCCAUGUAUAACUAUGCACCAACCUUGGGCUUCUCUUCUCGUUUACGGUAUCAAACGCAUCGAGGGAAGAUCAUGGCCUGCUCCUAUCACAGGUCGUCUUUGGAUUCAUGCUGCUGGUAAAGUUCCUGAUGAGUCUACUAUCAAAGCAAUGGAAUAUUUUUACAAGGAAAUUUAUGCACUUAAUGGGAUUACUGAUCUCAAUUUUCCUCAACAUUACCCUGUUUCUAGGCUUUUGGGAUGUGUUGAAGUUGUUGGCUGCUUAACUCGUGAUGAGCUAUCAUGCUGGGAGAUGGUUCCUGAAGCGGUAAGGCUGGAAGCGCUAACUGAUUAUUGUUGGUUGUGUGAACGGCCACAGAAAUUGUUGAUUCCGUUUGAGAUGCGAGGUUACCAAGGCGUUUAUAACUUGGAAAGAAAGAUUUAUGAAGCUGCAGUUAGAGGGUUGGCUCCUGUUGAUAGCCCAUUGCCAGUGAAAUUCCCGCUUCCUGAUCCAUCUGACCCAUUUUCCCUAAAGCCGGGCCGUGUCUCUGCACUUGCUCGUAAUUUAAAAGCAACUGAAGUGGACCAGUCAUCAAGUAUAGGUCUGGCCAUAGCUGGGGCACGUGCGGCAGCUACUCAGUUCUCAAAGAAGGAUUAUAAUUCCCAAAGCACUGACCGAAACAAUAAACCUGUCACAGCGAAUGCUAAUCAUGAGGAGCCACAAGUAUCCUAUAAUUUACGAUCACAUCGCAGGAUUACAGAAAAGGAUAAUAUUCCAUACACUGAGUUAAAUGAGAAAUUUGAUGAUUGUGGCAUCUCGUCAGAUCAUGAAGUGAAAGGCAGUAGUAAAGUGAACGAGGGAAGUAGCUGGCACCAUCAUCCACCUCAUGCUGACAGGAGACAACAUUUUCAGCCCUCUACUAAGGGGGUUCUGGUAUAUAGACCGAAGAUAAAUUCUGACAAGAAUGAGGAAAACAGCACGCACCAUCAAUCUUCUAGUGCAGAAGCAGAUUUGAGACAGCAUUCUCAGCCACCACCAAGAUUUUUGCCACGACGUUGAAUAGCUUGAAGCAAUAAUCAUGGAAGGAGUCUGACUUCUCAGAGCCCGAUUGUGAAUUUAUAACCUAGUUAAUGGAUUAUUUCUUUUUAGGUUGAAUUGAAAUAAAGCUUGGAAGUGGAUGCUCACUUGAAUUGGUCUUGAUGCUAGAGUUUGUAAACCAUACUGAUUUUAUGUCGUUUCUCACUAAGUGGUAGAGCUCAGAUUCUUGUAUAUAGUAGUAGAAAAUUGUGGCAUAUGAAUAAUUGCAUCAUGCAUAUAUAAACUCAGUGUUGCAUAAUGUUAGAUAAGGAUCUUUGGUGGAAUCUAUCUGGAAUCCAUAUCCAUAUUCACUU
Molecule: messenger RNA, 1486 nt
Organism: Trifolium pratense (red clover)
Lineage: Eukaryota; Viridiplantae; Streptophyta; Magnoliopsida; Fabales; Fabaceae
Exons: 8
Coding region: 81-1154 (357 amino acids)
Biological process (GO): positive regulation of DNA-templated transcription
Cellular component (GO): nucleus
Molecular function (GO): transcription coactivator activity
Source: RefSeq, a predicted model, not a curated record